Molecule: messenger RNA, 1052 nt
Organism: Camellia sinensis
Lineage: Eukaryota; Viridiplantae; Streptophyta; Magnoliopsida; Ericales; Theaceae
Product: L10-interacting MYB domain-containing protein-like
Source: RefSeq, a predicted model, not a curated record
AAUGAUGAUCAUGAGUAGAGAAGGUAGUUCGAACUAUAUUCUUUUCUCAUAUCUUAGAUAUAAAAGAUUACUAACAGAAAAUAAAUACUAAAUAUAUAGCAUAUUAAAUUAUGAACAAGAGAACUAAUUUUGAUUUUAUAUAGCAUAUUAAAUAUAUAGAAUAGGUAAUAUCAUCCUGAUUUUACAUAAGGACUAAUUUUGACUAUUUCAACUGGCCCUUUAAAGUAAAUCAAAUUUCUGAAAGAGUUGUCUUUGGUGAAUCAUGAUUUUAAUAGAAAAUGAGUUCCCAACCACCAUCACAAUCUCCAACAACUACAAAGAGUAAAGGAAAAGCUUCCCAAAACUCCCAACCCUCACAAGGUUUAAAGGCACAUUGGGACACAAAAUCUACUGAAAUUUUUGUCAAACUUUGUGUGGAGCAAGUGAAAGCAGGUCACAGACCUGGUACGCACUUAGAUAGGGUUGGUUGGGAAGCAGUUAUUAACAAGUUCAAAAUUGCAACUGGAAAGUCAUAUGUUCGCAUUCAGCUUAAAAAUCGUUGGGAUACCUUAAAAAAGGAGUGGGGUCUUUGGAAAAAUCUAUUGAGAGGUGAAAUGGGGCUGGGGUUAGAUCCCUUGACUGGAGCUAUCAUGGCAUCUGAUGAUUGGUGGAAUUUGAAGCUACAGAGGUAUCCUGAUGCGGCCAAAUUUCGUGAGAAGCCAUUGACAUUGGCCGAUGACAUGGACAUACUAUUCUCUGAUGUUUCUGCAACUGGUGAGUGGGCAUACACUCCAAGCUCUGGAGUGUUUCUUGACACUGAGGGAUCUCACACCCCACUUGGUGAUGAUACUGAUACGGAAAUUCAUCCAUCUGAAUUGAGCAACCAAUGUCGUCGCCAAAAAGAGGGUCCAUCAAAGAAACAAAAGGGGAACAAAAAACAAUCGGUUGCCGGUGAGUUGAGUAAGACACUUAACCGCAUUGUCGAUGCUGUGGAGGCAUCAUCUUCAACUGGUACACAGAAUGCUUCUAUGCAAAAUCCGCACACAAUAACUGAGUGUUUGGGGUUAGAUUAG